Molecule: messenger RNA, 2856 nt
Organism: Sinocyclocheilus rhinocerous
Lineage: Eukaryota; Metazoa; Chordata; Actinopteri; Cypriniformes; Cyprinidae
Gene: ppp2r5eb
Product: protein phosphatase 2, regulatory subunit B', epsilon isoform b
Exons: 15
Coding region: 373-1776 (467 amino acids)
Biological process (GO): signal transduction; protein dephosphorylation
Cellular component (GO): cytosol; nucleus; protein phosphatase type 2A complex
Molecular function (GO): protein phosphatase activator activity
Source: RefSeq, a predicted model, not a curated record
AACCCGGCCCAGCAGCCUAGAGCGCGUCCGUGUUAUGUGUGCCAUGGACUCAGCCCAGUAAUAUUGACGAUAGGGCGAAAAAGGGACCGAUAUUCCCUAAUAAAACAUAUUUUCUGGAUUAAAAUAACAUAUUAACGCGGUGUGUGGACAUAAAGAGAUACCUGGGGAUGUUCGUAUUUCAGCUGGAUCCUUUUCUAUCGUCGGAAAUUUGAGUGUUUGAUGGGAUUAUUGCUGUGGGUUUGGCAGUUUUUAAGGCCAAAAACCGAUUUUGUGUCUUUCUUUUUCUUUUUCUGCUGCUUCAAGAGGCCUUGAAGGAGGAAAGACGGUUAAAAACACCCAAAUCAGCUCCUCACAUCGAAAACAUCAAGGGCUAUGUCCUCCGCAGCCACCACGCCUCCAUCAGUGGAUAAAGUAGACGGAUUUUCCCGGAAGUCUGUCCGGAAAGCCAAGCAGAAACGUUCUCAGAGUUCCUCACAGUUCCGCUCUCAGGGCAAACCAAUCGAACUCACACCUCUUCCCCUGCUCAAAGACGUCUCUGCUCAGGAGCAGCCGGAGUUGUUCCUGAAGAAACUUCAGCAGUGUUGUGCUGUGUUUGAUUUCAUGGACACUCUGUCAGACCUGAAGAUGAAAGAAUACAAGCGCUCAACCCUCAACGAGCUCGUCGAUUAUGUCACAGUCAGCCGAGGAUACCUCACAGAACAGGCCUACCCAGAGGUCGUCAAAAUGGUGUCCUAUAAUAUAUUCCGAACUCUUCCGCCUAGUGAAAGUAAUGAGUUUGACCCAGAGGAGGAUGAACCCACUCUAGAGGCCUCGUGGCCACAUUUACAGCUGGUAUAUGAGUUCUUCAUUCGUUUUUUGGAGAGCCAGGAGUUUCAACCCAGCAUUGCCAAAAAGUACAUAGACCAGAAAUUUGUCUUACAGCUGCUGGAGUUGUUUGACAGCGAGGACCCGCGGGAGAGAGAUUACCUGAAGACAGUCUUACACAGAAUCUAUGGAAAAUUCCUGGGACUAAGAGCUUUUAUACGAAAACAAAUUAAUAAUAUUUUUCUACGUUUUGUUUAUGAAACUGAGCACUUCAAUGGAGUCGCAGAAUUGUUGGAGAUUUUGGGAAGCAUCAUCAAUGGCUUCGCUCUGCCACUGAAGGCCGAGCACAAACAGUUUCUGGUGAAAGUUUUGAUUCCUCUUCACACCGUCAGGAGCCUCUCACUUUUCCAUGCACAGCUGGCAUAUUGUAUUGUACAGUUCCUAGAGAAAGACCCUGCAUUAACAGAACCAGUUAUCAGAGGUCUGCUGAAAUUCUGGCCUAAAACCUGCAGUCAGAAAGAGGUCAUGUUCCUAGGAGAGUUGGAGGAGAUUCUGGAUGUGAUUGAGCCUACGCAGUUUGUGAAGAUCCAGGAGCCUCUCUUCAAACAGAUCUCCAGAUGUGUCUCCAGCCCUCAUUUUCAGGUGGCUGAGAGAGCUCUGUACUACUGGAAUAAUGAGUACAUCAUGAGUCUGAUUGAGGAGAACUCUAAUGUGAUUCUUCCUAUAAUGUUCACAAGUCUGUACCGGAUCUCCAAAGAACACUGGAACCCGGCCAUAGUAGCUUUAGUCUAUAAUGUUCUGAAGGCCUUCAUGGAAAUGAACAGCACUUUGUUUGAUGAACUCACAUCCACUUACAAGUCAGAUCGUCAGAGAGAGAAGAAAAAAGAGAAGGAGAGAGAGGAGCUGUGGAAGAGGUUGGAGGAUCUGGAGUUAAAGAGAAGCCUCCAGAGCGACGGAAUUAUUCCCACUUAACGACGCGCCUCUCCCGGACCGCUUUUUCCCAACGCCUCCAACACGCGCUCGGAACGUUGGCCACAUUUUUUUCCUUUCUGUAUUUGUGCGAUUUACUUUACCGUAGAUUCACCUCGUCAGUCUCAUUAUUUCAAAAGCACUGUAAAUAACUUUAUUUUAUCUUAUUUUUUCCCCCCAUUAAAAAUAUUAUGCAGAAAAAGAACGUGACUAGAAAAGGAAAUUAAAAAAUUUAAAUAAGCAAAAAACAAAAACAAGAGAAACCCGCACUGGAGGGGGAAGGACUUUGAACAGACAGUAGGACUGAAAUGAAUGACUGCUGUUAAGAAAAUCAAACAAACAAACAGAGAAUCUCAUCCCACUGAUCUGACAUACCUCGGCCAUCCUUACUGAACAACACCAGCCCAAUUCUCUCUCUUUCCUCACCUGCCCCCUUCUCUAUGUACCUUACUCUUCCCUCUUUCUGUUUUUGAAUUGGAUCAACAUUCGCCACCUGUGUGUCCUGAAUAUCUGAAAGCAGAGUAGUCUACCCUUGACCUUUGUUUAUUCGUUAACAUCUGGAUAAACGCAGUGGGUCUGGAUUGUAGACGUCUUGAGGAGACGCAAAAGGACACUAUGCAGUAACCAGCAAAGAAGAGGAAGUCAUAAAUACGCACCAGCUCUUGCUUUCCCCCCUUUUCGUUCUUUUUCUGUCCAAAUGUGCCGCCCUGUACACUCGUUUGGACUCUAGCACCAGUCCGGUACUGGUACCAGUAAAUGGGACAAACACACACACACACACAUCGGAGCGGGUGUCCAGAAUUCCAGCAGCAAAACCGGAGAUGCUUGUCAUGAGAACUCGAACUGCACGUGCACACACACAUUCUGCAUUCGAGUGUGUGAGGGAGUUUCUUACAGUGUUAAGUACCUGUAUACUGUAUCUGAAUGCAGUACUUUGAUACUCUGUAUCUAGUAGAACCUUUAGCGUAUUUUUCUUUAGGAGAAUCCAGUAUAUGAUGAGGAAAGAUUGAACACAACCUCUUGGGAUUUUUUUUUUUUUCUUUCUUUCUUGGGUUUCACUUUUAAUUUGUUUUGGGUUUAUUU